Molecule: messenger RNA, 423 nt
Organism: Drosophila teissieri
Lineage: Eukaryota; Metazoa; Arthropoda; Insecta; Diptera; Drosophilidae
Exons: 2
Coding region: 163-423 (86 amino acids)
Source: RefSeq, a predicted model, not a curated record
CAUAUAGUCAAAUAUAUUUUGAAAAUAAAGGUCAAAGUAGGGCGAAUACAGUUGUCAGUGUCGUUUGCGUCCCAGUCCAAAUUCAGUCCACAUUACUCGGUAAACUCAAUCCGAAGCCACUAGAUAUAUAUUUUUUGUAUUAUUUUAUAAGAAAUUUCUUCCAUGAUGAAGCAAUUCGCACUGACAACCUGUAUUCGUCGUAUCUGGAUCAUGUCCGGAUGGCUGCGCCAGGAGGCGGCAAUAGCAGCAGGCAUGUUGGUGGUGCAGCGAGAUCAGGUCGAACUGAGGGAGCAGAAGGAGGAGCUCAAAGUCGGACAGCUGGCUGCACCCAGUGGCGGCGACGUGGGUGUCGACUCGCAAGGAAAACUCCGGCGUGUGCGGCUGCUAGACGACUACAUCCUGCCCUUUGAAUGCGGUAUUUGA